AUUCCGAUUUUCAGUUCUGUUGGAUAAUGGCCGAAGUGUUCCGAUUGCUACAUAUUGAAUAAACCUAAAAGUGCACUGCAUUAUGUAUAUAAAGAUUCUCAGUAUUAUAAAUCGUAGUAAAUACACACAGUCAGUCAGUAUGUGAAAUGUGUUUGAAGAAUGUUCACGCGAAGGGACAUUGGAAGCAAAUUAAGGGCACGGCGGGAGGCGGUGGACCGGAAGGAGAGAUCGCCGCCCCCCGUUCUAACCCAGGGACGCCUCCAGUUUAAGGAUCACGGUGGAGCCGUCAAAUGGUUUUGCCGGGUGAGUGAUGCCACGCAGGUGGAGGAUGUGCUCCGGGAAUGGGGCCUUGGGACGGGCCUUACCACCAGUCUCCUCAUCUCCGUCACCGGAGACAGCACGAGCCUCCCUUCUGACGUCACCAUACGCGCCGGCCGCGGUCUCAUUGGCGUCAUCAGAACAACAGGAGCGUGGGUUGUGGCGGACGCACAUUGUGGCGCUAUGGAGGUUGUUGGAGACACCGUCCGUCGUGUGGAGGCUUCCUCGGACUUCCGGCCGAUCGUCAUUGGUGUUUCUGAUUGGUCAAGGAUAAAGGACAAGCUGAAAACUCCAUCCCAACACCGAAAUGGUAUUUACACACUAGAAAGCGUGUACCGCGGCCAUGUGUCGGCCAGUCCAGACUACCAAAGCUAUCAGAGCUUGAAGCGAGCCCAGAGCGAGGACGGAAAGUCGAUUGGCGACACCGUGGACCCAUGGGACCAGCUGGACACCUGCUUCACCCACUUCCUGUUCCUGGACGUCGGCAAAGAGAAGGAGCGACAGAAAGUCCGCGCGAGUAUAGAUAGCUGUAUAGCCACAGGACGAUUCGGGAAAUCGGAGGAGACCAAUGUUCCUGUGGUUCUCACAGUGUUCGGGGCACAGGAGCGCUCAAAGGCCGCUAUCAGACUGGCUGCCAAAAACGGCCACUCCGUUCUCGUUAUAGACAGCCAACACGAUGGGCAGGUAUUACGUACAGACGAUGGUAAGCCGUGUCCGGUGAAAGUCUUCAGCGGCGGCACGGCGGAAGUCUUCGCCCAGACCCUCAUGAACGCUGUCAUUUCCGCAAACGUGGCGGUGUCGGAGUGCCUGCGGCUGGCCAUCGUGUGGAAGAUGCCGGAACAUAGCAUCCUCGCGCUCCUCGAAAAGGACCGGAAGUGGCAAGAUGACGAGCAGACUUACCGGAACAAGAUAUUUGCGCUCGCACUGGAGCGAGACAUAGAAGGGACGGCGCGGCUGCUGCUGGAGCACGGGGUACACGUGGCCGACUUUUGCACAGAGUUCCUACACGUGCUCUUUCAGGAGACUUGCCUAAAAAAGAAUGAAACGGUGAAAGAUAUCAGAGACGUUGAAAGACUCAUCUAUCAGCGUGCCCGCGUGAAACUGAAACUGACUGUCACGGAUGAGUCGGGAAAAGCGGUUGUCCCGGGCGAUCAGACGGCAUACCUGGGACUGUUUGUGUGGGCUCUGUUCGCACAUAUGCACGAAGUAGCCACGUUCUUUUGGGGACAGUUAAAUAACAAGAUGGCGGCUGCCCUUUUGGGACACCAGUGCCUGCAGUGGCUGAAGCAUCACUCGGAGAGCGAAGAGGGACGAGAGGUCGUAAGGGACCUCAUGGCAGAAUAUACAGCGCGGGCACUAAAAAUACUGGACGGUUGUUACGGGGAGAAGAAGGGGAAUGCGAAAAAGCUGCUGGUUCGGCGGCGACGGGAGCUCGGUGGAACUUCCUGCAUCCUGCUGGCUAAAAACAAUCUCGUCUUCAUCCAGCACCCCGCCUGUCAGGCUGUCCUCAAUGAUAUAUGGAUAGCACCACUUGCCGCCGAGAACGAGACAAACUCAACAUGGAGGAUUGUCUUAAGUGUGUUCAUGCCUUUCUUGUCUGGGUUUCUUCUGGUUAUGAACAGGGAGUGUGCAGGGACACGGGGGGACGACGAGGGAGCAUCCUUUUGUAAUACUGCAACUAACUGUUGUGGCUGCUUCAGGAGAUUUUACAGAUUCUUUACCAGUCCGAUUGUUAAGUUUACAUAUACAAAGUUGCUAUAUCUGGUGUUCCUAAGUCUAUUUGCACACGGCUUGAUCACGGAAAGCAAAUACGUGUUUAUAGUGGUUGCCUGCUGGGUCGCCACACUGCUUAUUGAGGAAGUUUUUCAGUUGUGCACGAAGCGGCUACAGUAUUUUUACGACACGUGGAACUGGUUUGACCUGCUGGCGAUUUUCCUGUUCGCAAUCGGUACCGCGCUCAAGUACAAUUCGCGGUCCCGAGAGGCAGGACGCAUCGUCCUCGCCGUCGACUUUAUUGUGUUCUCACUAAGGAUACUGCAGGCGUUCACAGGGCUGAGGAACAUUGGGCCUAUGAUUAUCAUGAUCAAGAAAAUGAUGAUCGACCUAGGUUAUUUUCUGAUCAUUCUGCUGGUGGUGGUCGUGUCGUACGCCAUCGCUACCCAGUCCAUCAUGUUCCCCGAGUCGGAGCCCAGUAUGGACACGGCUUUCAGGACUCUCCGGCAGCCAUACUGGAGCAUCUUCGGAGAACUCAACCUCGAGGAGAUCGAAGAUGAUGACUCGUGUAGCCACAACGAGACCGAGUGGCGGUCAGGGACGGUGGCCCGUUGCCCGGAUCAUGUUAGCAAGUACGCGGUGCCCAUCCUAUUGGGAGUCUACAUGCUCAUCGUACAGGUUCUCCUCCUCAAUCUGCUCAUCGCCAUGUUCAGCUACACGAUCAGCGUGGUUCAGGAAGAGGCGGACAAACACUGGUGCUACCUGCGCUUCAAACUCAUUCGGCGUUACCAUGACCGAUCCUUCCUGGUGCCGCCCUUCAUCGUCCUCUACCACGUGUACCAGGUCGCUUUCACCGUCUACCGCAGCAUAGGUCGCUGUGCCGGCUGUAUGGAGGAAGAAGCCAGUGACGCAUUCUGUAAGGUGUUUAGUACGAGCGAGGACGAGCGGCUCCAGAUCUGGGAACAGAUGCAGUCGGAGAUGGAUGUCGAACAGCCCGGCGACAGGGCUUCACUGCAAUCACUUCCGCGUAGACAAAGGCGGACGGAGCACGACAGACGUCGGCUGAACGAACACACGUUCACCGUAUACCAGGACAACCAUGACAGACUGCGGCCAAUGGCGCUACGCAGCAACAGAGGGACGGAACAUGACCGGCGCCGCCUCAACAUCCUCUCUGAGGAAAUAUCCUCCUGCUGACACCCGGAUCUCUUACUUUUGAAAGAUUUCAACGAAUAUUUUGUGAUACGCAGACAUAAUAGAAUAAGCUCCUAACAAUUAGGGAUAUUCUUAAGCAUGUGUUAAUGCGAUAUUGCAAAAAUGCUGUGCAGUAACAUGUACUAAAAAUCUGAAAUUACUCAAUCGUUAGCUGAAUUAUUAGAAAUGAACGAGAGUACUGUGGUAUGCUGGAUGCAAAAACCUAGAACAAACAUGAAAUGUGUAUUUAAUUAGUGUACAUUUUCAGUUAUCUGUGACACUAUGUAUAAUUUAUAUACACGACACUAUGUGUAAUUUAUAUAAACGCGUGCAGUUAUAAAACAAUUAUCUUGCCUGUUUCUGUUUGAUGCCUUUUAAAAGUGCUGCGAUGAAAUUAUGUACUUGUAUAUUAAAAUAUGAUAAUAUUA
Molecule: messenger RNA, 3653 nt
Organism: Mya arenaria
Lineage: Eukaryota; Metazoa; Mollusca; Bivalvia; Myida; Myidae
Product: transient receptor potential cation channel subfamily M member 5-like
Exons: 23
Coding region: 160-3228 (1022 amino acids)
Biological process (GO): calcium ion transmembrane transport
Cellular component (GO): membrane
Molecular function (GO): ligand-gated calcium channel activity
Source: RefSeq, a predicted model, not a curated record